Messenger RNA from Sclerotinia sclerotiorum 1980 UF-70, 1449 nucleotides. RefSeq lists its product as hypothetical. The transcript has 6 exons. Gene Ontology annotation, molecular function: amino acid transmembrane transporter activity. NCBI's taxonomy places the organism in Eukaryota, Fungi, Ascomycota, Leotiomycetes, Helotiales, Sclerotiniaceae. The record is from RefSeq and is a predicted model, not a curated record. Gene Ontology annotation, cellular component: membrane. Gene Ontology annotation, biological process: amino acid transmembrane transport. The coding region runs from base 1 to 1449 and encodes 482 amino acids.
AUGGGCUCAACUGAGGAUAUACCUGCUGGGCAGAAACUCAAACGGGAUAUGAAGGGACGUCAUAUAAAUAUGAUAGCGAUUGCUGGUAUGAUUUACACAACCGGCGAGAUCACUGCAUUCAUGCCAGUCACUGGUGGAUUCGUGCGUCAUGCUACGGCUUUUGUGGAGCCUGCUCUAGGAGCAGCAACGGGGUGGAACUUCUUAUGCCUCAAUUUUUGCGGUGUUCGAAUGUAUGGUGAAUCCGAGGUAAUUUUUGCUUCCAUGAAGAUUGCUCUCAUCAUCGGUCUCAUUGUUGCAGGACUGGUUGUGGAUCUUGGCGGUGGACCACAAGGAGAACGACUUGGGUUCACUUAUUGGAAAUCUCCAGGUGCUUUCAACGAAUAUCUAGUUAGUGGUAAUACUGGAAGGUUCCUCGCUUUCUGGUCCUCUCUGAUCAGUGCCGCCUUCAGUUAUGGUAAUGUUCAAGUGGUAGCACUUUCAGGUACAGAAACUGCGAAUCCCCGAAAGAUAAUUCCAGAUGCCACAAAGAAGACAUUUUUCCGUGUCUUUUUCUUCUAUGUAUUGAGUAUCUUGAUAGUGGGAAUGAUAGUUCCGUAUGACAGUGAAGCUCUGUCUGUUUCCACCGGAACAGCUGCCUCGUCUCCUUUUGUUAUCGCUUUCAAAGCGGCUGGAAUUAAGGUCCUUCCUUCCCUCAUCAACGCUGUUGUCUGCACAUCUGCUAUCAGUAGUGGAUCCGCUUGUAUAUUUCUUGCAUCUCGCACACUUUAUGGUUUAAGUGCCGAUGGCCAUGCUCCAAAGAUUUUCAUGAAGUGUAAUCGAUUUGGAACCCCGUGGUAUGCUGUAGGUUUGAGUGUUCUCCCAUCACCUCUUGUGUACAUGGUUGUUAGUAACCAAGCAUCGGUUGUCUUUGGGUGGUUUGUAAACAUUACCACAGUAGCUGGGUUAAUUGGAUGGGCUGUCAUCGAAGUUACCUAUCUCAGAUUCUUCUAUGCUCUGAAGAAACGGGGUAUCUCUCGUGAUGGUAUGAGAAUUUUCGGCGGUCCUAAUUCUCCAAUCACUAACGAUAUCGUAGAAUUACCCUACAAAAGUCCAUUCCAGCCUUACGUAGCAUGGAUCACAGGAUUCAUGGUAUUUCUAAUCGUCUUCUUCUCCGGAUUUGCUGUGUUCUUUCCUGGAAACUUCACAGCUUCUGAAUUCUUAACAUAUUAUAUCAACGUUGCAAUUUUCAUUGGUAAGCUUGAUCCAGAUCUUGCAAAGAAAAGCAUAAUAACCAAUUGGCUCCCAGGACUAUACGCCUUCUUCAAGUUAGUCCUUAAAUCUAAAGUCAUUCCAUUGGAGAGCAUAGACUUCGAUUUUGAGCUAGACUCCAUAUAUCGAUGGAAAGAGACAUCGGAUCUCAUGAAAGAAGAGAAGAAUCUUGUAAAAUUGGUGUGGGAUAAGAUCUUCUGA